Aphidius gifuensis is the source of this 1615-nucleotide messenger RNA. RefSeq lists its product as uncharacterized. NCBI's taxonomy places the organism in Eukaryota, Metazoa, Arthropoda, Insecta, Hymenoptera, Braconidae. Gene Ontology annotation, biological process: SCF-dependent proteasomal ubiquitin-dependent protein catabolic process. The coding region runs from base 111 to 1379 and encodes 422 amino acids. Gene Ontology annotation, cellular component: SCF ubiquitin ligase complex. The record is from RefSeq and is a predicted model, not a curated record. The transcript has 5 exons.
CUGCUAGCUGCUCAACCAUACAGGUGGUUCUCUGCUCAACAAGUUAAAACUAGUCGUAACAAUUGUUAGACGACAUUUCGACCACGUGAAAAAGAAGAUUAACCUGAAAUAUGGAGACUAUUGCAAUUGACACCCAAUGGAUUGAAACAUUCAAGUUAAUUUCGAAAGAAGAGGUCGAAUCACCUACUAAAAUACAUAAAAAUGAUGUUCGUCCACGUAUAACAGACACAGUAAAUGAAAGUAAUAAAAUACUGAGUGAAAGUCAAGAAAAUUUUUUCGGACAGCGUCAUUGGCGUAUGAUGCGCAUGCAGCCACUAUUUUCAAGUCAACCAAGACUUGAAAAGAUAUGUAACGAUUGGAAAAAUAAUUUUGUUGAUUCCGGCUUUACAACAUAUAAUUUUCUUGAACCAAUCGAUAAAUCAUUUGAAGAUGAAGAAGAUGAUUUCAAAUAUCUAAUUAAUCUUUGUGGAUGUACCUUGACGAGUCUCAAUUUAUAUUAUUAUCCUGUUUCUUCCGUGAUGCAAUUGAUUAAAUCUAAGUGUCCAAAUCUCAAUGCACUUUUAUUAAGAUUUAAAGAAGUGGAAAGUAAAGAUUUUGAUGAUGUUUUUUCGAACAUGAGUCAUCUUGAAACAUUAAUAAUUAAUUGGCCACGUAAAAACUUAACUUUCCCAAUGACUUUGAUCAAGUCAUUAGAACAAGUUUGUGAAACUUUAAAAACUUUAUUUAUUUUAUGCGAAGGUGAAAGAUCUUGGCUUUCUGACAGAACAUUUACAUUCGAUUCUUUGGUAUUAGCUCCAGAAACUGAAGCUUUAAUGGAUGUAAUCGGUAAUAUGAAAAAUCUCAAGUGUGCAAGAAUCUCAUUGGAAUAUGGUUUUACAGAUGAAUUAUUCAUGAAACUUACCAAUAAUUGUAAAAAUUUGAUAUCUUUAAAAGUCCGUAGUCCAAAUAUAACGGAUAAAGGUUUAAUUGCAGUCAAUAACUUGAAACGAUUAGAAUAUUUUUCCCUUGAUUUAAUGGGAGCAAAUAUAGAAAAUAAUUUCAUCACUGAUCGGUCAGUUCAAUGUUUGUUCAACAACAAUAUGGAAGAGUUGUAUCUACCGAAUUGUAUUAAAAUCACCAAUAGCUCAGUGAUCGAACUUGUUAAAAAUUUACCGAAUUUACGAACUCUCGAUAUUAGAAAUACGAAAGCAACUAUUGAAGUUGUCGAAGAAGUUGCUAAACUAUUAGAAGACAGUGAAAUAAGCUUAACCAUAUAUGUGUCUUUCAAAAUUAAUGAUUAUAACUCUUUUGUAGUAGAGUGGGAACAGCCAUUCUUCGUCGUACAAGUUAACCGAGCACUAAGGUUUAAGAGUUCAUUUAGAGAUAACCAAAUUCAAUAAUAAAUUUUUGCUUAUGUUUUUUUAUGAAACACAUAUAUAUGGUAAUAUUAAUAUUUUUUGUUUAAUUUUAGUUUUGAAAAAUUGUAAAUACCAUUUUGUUUUUUGAAAACUUAAAACCUCAAGAUGUUAUGCGAGAAUGCAUGUGACACGUGGAGAUAUUGAUAUACUUGUAUAUUUUUUUUCUUACAAAUUUGUAUUUUUAAUGACUAUUACAAAUUGUAAAUAUUAUCAUGACU